UAUACACGUUUAGUUUUUUAUAGUUCGUGGGAUAAUUGAAGUGCAUUUAGAAAGCAGUUUAGUUUAUUUAUAAAACGCAGCCGUGCAGUUUGUGCGUUUUGAUUUUACCCGGCAGAAUUUUGGAGACGGAGGAUGGACAUCCGCCGGCCAUCAUGCGCCCUUGUUGUACUUCUCGUGUUGUGUUACACACAAAUAUCACAAUGCAUGAAUGGCGGGAAGAUAAACUUCCGGGAGAAGGAGAAACAGAUCCUGGAUCAGAUCCUGGGUCCGGGCCGGUACGACGCCCGGAUCCGGCCGUCCGGCAUCAACGGAACUGAUGGACCGGCAAUUGUUAACAUUAACGUGUUUGUUCGGAGUAUCACCACGAUUAGCGACAAUAAAAUGGAAUACUCUGUUCAGUUGACGUUCAGGGAACAAUGGUUAGACGAAAGGCUGAAAUUCAACAAUUUGGGAGGCCGUUUGAAAUACCUGACCCUGACGGAAGCUAACAGAGUGUGGAUGCCGGACUUGUUCUUUUCCAACGAGAAGGAGGGCCACUUCCACAACAUCAUCAUGCCCAACGUCUACAUCAGGAUCUUCCCCAAUGGCAACGUGCUGUACAGCAUCAGAAUUUCUUUGACUCUGUCAUGUCCGAUGAAUCUGAAACUGUACCCGCUUGAUAAGCAGACUUGUUCACUUAGGAUGGCCAGUUAUGGCUGGACGACUGAUGACCUGGUGUUCUUAUGGAAGGAAGGAGACCCCGUUCAGGUUGUGAAAAACCUCCACCUGCCUCGCUUCACGCUAGAGAAGUUCCUUACUGACUAUUGCAACAGCAAGACUAAUACUGGUGAAUACAGUUGCUUGAAAGUGGACUUGCUGUUCAAACGCGAGUUCAGUUACUACUUGAUCCAGAUCUACAUACCGUGCUGCAUGUUGGUCAUCGUGUCCUGGGUCUCCUUCUGGUUGGACCAGGGCGCCGUGCCCGCAAGGGUUUCACUAGGAGUAACAACGCUCCUAACAAUGGCUACUCAGUCGUCGGGCAUCAACGCCAGCCUGCCCCCCGUAUCUUACACCAAAGCCAUCGACGUGUGGACAGGAGUAUGCCUUACUUUCGUGUUCGGGGCUCUGCUGGAGUUCGCCCUGGUGAACUACGCGUCUAGGUCAGACAUGCACAGGGAGAUGAUGAAGAAGACGAAGAGGGAGAUGGAGACGGCGGCCAGUAUGGACGCGGCGUCGGAUUUGUUGGAUACGGACAGCAACGCCACUUUUGCUAUGUCCCAUAUGGUAUCGUUACCUGCCCCCCUGACUGGUCUACAACUGCAGAAACCGCUGGUGCGCGACGGGGUGGACAUCAAGAUGCGGCAGUGCGAGGUGCGCAUGAGCGCGCCGCGGAAGAACUGCUGCCGGCUCUGGAUGUCCAAGUUCCCCACCAGGUCCAAGAGGAUCGAUGUCAUCUCCAGGAUCACCUUCCCCCUGGUCUUCGCCAUAUUUAACUUGGCUUAUUGGUCUACGUACCUAUUCCGCGACGAGGACGAAGAGAAGUGAUUCUCCGGUGACGCCGGCGGCGCGCCGCAAGUGGCCCGGCUCGCGGCCGCCGUGCUCGCGCCCUACGCCCUGUUCGCGGUCGCGUACGCCGCC
Messenger RNA from Amyelois transitella, 1617 nucleotides. It is a transcript of the gene GluClalpha, whose product is annotated as glutamate-gated chloride channel. Gene Ontology annotation, biological process: chloride transmembrane transport; chemical synaptic transmission; signal transduction. The record is from RefSeq and is a predicted model, not a curated record. NCBI's taxonomy places the organism in Eukaryota, Metazoa, Arthropoda, Insecta, Lepidoptera, Pyralidae. The coding region runs from base 133 to 1524 and encodes 463 amino acids. Gene Ontology annotation, molecular function: neurotransmitter receptor activity; extracellular ligand-gated monoatomic ion channel activity; chloride channel activity. The transcript is spliced from 11 exons. Gene Ontology annotation, cellular component: neuron projection; synapse; membrane.